GAUGUGGCCAGGAGACCCACAGGCAAAAAAUUGACUCUCAACUCUCCACAGUUAAAAACAACCCAAUCAAUCUCUUCAAAUACAUAUCAUACAAAAGAUUGAGAUGUUCUUCCAGACUGGGAACUUGAGAUUUCUACACAGUUUAUCAUGUAUGUAUUAUCCUUCUCUUAGCUCUUUUUGGUCAUACUAGUAACAUACUAACAUCUACUAAUAGAAUCAUAAAUUACAGCUGAAUUUUUGUAAACUCAUCAAUACCACAUGUUUAUAAUAUAUUCACUCUGAUGCAAUUCUUAAGUUCUUGAAUCAAAAUUAUUCAACAUUCAGCUACAUCAAUUCUUGAAUUAGGGUACUUAUACAUUUAAAGAUUAUAGCUUGAAUACAUGUCUGCCUUUAUAAAUUCAGUGUCACCUAUAAAGAACCCAUCUGUGGAACAGUCAAGAAAAUGUAGUGGGUUUUCUUGGCAGAUUCCACAUGUUCAAUCCUUUUCUUUUACUAAGGGGUUUUCUAGAGUUUUUGCUUCUGCCCAUGUGGCUAUUUCUCCUAAAGAUAGUGUUUUUACAAUUCCUAAUUGGAGAAAUGGGAAGAAUGAUGGUAGGAGUAAAGAUUAUAGGCUCAAUGAUGCUUUUUUGUACAUGGAAUACAUGGUUGGUAAGGGGCACACAGCGGAUGUCGGGAAUGCAACUCAGUUGUUGUAUGACUUAUGCAAGUUGAAUAAACUGCGUAAAGCAACUAGAGUAAUGGAAAUGAUGGUUAGUUCAGGCACCACACCGGAUGCUGCUUCGUAUGCUUAUUUAGUUAAUCAUUUGUGUAAGAAGGGAAAUGUGGGGCACGCAAUGCAGUUGGUUGAGAGGAUGGAGGAGUAUGGAUAUCCGAUGAAUAUUGUUACAUACAAUUCUAUAGUUCGAGGUCUUUGCAUGCAUGGGAAUCUGAAUCAGAGCUUGCAGUUUGUGGAUAGAUUGAUGCAGAAAGGGCUAAUGCCAAAUGCGUUUACUUAUGCAAUCUUGCUAGAAGCUGCUUAUAAAGAAAAAGGGGUCAAUGAAGCGAUUAGGCUCUUAGAUGAUAUAAUUGACAAGGGUGGAAAUCCUAAUCUGGUUAGUUAUAAUGUGUUGUUGACUGGGAUGUGCAAGGAAGGCAGAACAGAUGAGGCUCUUGCAUUCUUCAGGAAUAUGCCAUCCCAAGGGUUUAAUCCGAAUGUUGUGAGCUAUAAUAUCUUAUUGAGGAGCUUGUGCCAAAAUGGACGAUGGGAUGAAGCCAAUGAACUUUUAUCUGAAAUGGUAGGUGAGGAGCGGGCACCAUCAGUAGUCACCUACAAUAUAUUAAUUGCUUCCCUUGCUUAUAAUGGAAGAGUUGAUCAUGCCUUCGAUGUGUUGGAUGAAAUGUUUGAUGGACCUUUUAGACCCACAGCGGCCACCUUCAACCCAAUAAUAUCACGUCUCUGCCAAGAGAAGAAGGUAGAUGCUGUGGUUAGAUGUCUGGACCAAAUGAUAUACCGACAAUGUAAUCCAAAUGAUGGGACAUAUAAUGCUAUUUCUGUGUUGUGUAAGGAGGGGAUGGUAAAAGAGGCUUUUUCUGUAUUCCGGGGUUUGUGUGAUAAGCAAAAUUCAUCUUCUUAUGAUUUCUUCAAGAAUGUGAUAUCUGCCUUGUGUAGGAAAGGAAAUACAUAUCCAGCUCUUCAGCUUAUGUAUGAAAUGACAAAAUGGGGAUUUACUCCUGGCUGCUACACCUACUCGUCUUUGAUCAGGGGAUUGUGCAUGGAGGGCAUGCAGAAUGAGGCAGUGCAAAUACUCUACAUCAUGGAGGAAAGUGGCUACAGACCUGAUAUUGAUAAUUUUAACGCUCUUAUACUUGGCCUCUGCAAAUCUCAGAGAACAAACAUGUCCUUGGAGAUUUUCGAGAUGAUGAUUGAGAAAAACUUUAAGCCUAGUGAGACAACAUAUACCAUAUUGGUGGAAGGGAUAGUUCAUGAAGGAGAAAAGGAGUUGGCAAUUAUGGUUUUGGAGGAACUGCAUGCAAAACAAGUCAUAAGUCAGAGUACAAUGGAAAGGCUAGUUAUGCAGUAUGACCUUGACAAGUUAUUGGUAUAAAGAGUCUUUCGGAAAUAUUUAGUGAUUGCAGCCGUCACUCUAAAAAUUAACACUAGCUGAUGUGUAGCCCUGCAGCAACUAAUUCAGGAGCAACUGAGGGAGCUGUGAACAUUCUUCUUCGAGCAAGGACUCGGUCAAUCAACGGUGUCUGGGACUCAUUGCAUUUAACCCUAUAAACACAAGCCUACAGGCUAUAGCAAGGUUGAGUAGCUCAGUUCUUUCAGGCAUUACCCUCCCUGUUUCAGGCACUACUUUUUAUCACAAAUUCUCUCCUCUUUUAAGCCUAGUGUUCAAAUUAAUACUUAUAUCAUAAUUUACUAUAAAUCGAUACUAUACUAUGCUCUUAAAGCCAACAUACAUUAGUAAAUUAGUUCAUAAAUUGCUUUUGUUUUA
Daucus carota subsp. sativus is the source of this 2477-nucleotide messenger RNA. Its product is annotated as pentatricopeptide repeat-containing protein At1g79080, chloroplastic. Lineage: Eukaryota; Viridiplantae; Streptophyta; Magnoliopsida; Apiales; Apiaceae. Gene Ontology annotation, molecular function: mRNA binding; protein binding. The record is from RefSeq and is a predicted model, not a curated record. The coding region runs from base 381 to 2084 and encodes 567 amino acids. The transcript has a single exon.